CGCAUCAGCGAGCUUUGUAGUCACUGCAAGGAUCUAAAAAACAAGAGAAAACCCUAAUCUCUCUUCCCCAAAAAGGAACUGUGAGGGCAAAGCCUCUCUGGUUAGAUUUGAAGAAGAAGAAGAAGAAGAAGAAAAUGAUAAAGAGGCGAUUCUACAAGAUAGAACAUGCCGGUGGCAAUGAUGAUGCUUCUGAUUCGUCUUCGGACUCUGAAGUAGAAGCGGAAGUAGAAGCGGAAGCAGACGCAGAAGAAGAGACCUCUGAGGAAGCCUCUGAAAAUGAUGUUAAAGUCCACAAUGAGUCUUCCUCUACCUCUUCUGGAUAUGCGAGCGAAGAUAGUUCAGCAAAUGAGGUUGGCAUUGACUCUUCAGGUUUACUGUUAAAUGAAGAAGAUGCUGAAACUGGAAAUGACAUACAAAACCUUACUGACAGGCAAUUAUCUGGUUCACAUGGUGCUAAAAUAUCUGAGGAGUCAGAUAUAAUUGCUGAAAAGGAUUCACUUCCGGCUGAUGUUGCUGGUCACAUCUUGAAAUGCAAAUCAGUUUUCAGGUGCAGGCUUUGCCCAAGGAUUGUCUGUUUGACUGAGGAGAGUUUGAGAGCUCAUCUAAAAUCCAAAAGACAUGCUCGUUCUGAGAAAUUACUGAAUGAUGGGAGGCUGAAGGUCAUGCUCAACAGUGAUGGGGAAGAGGAACAACAAGAGACCCCUGCAGAGAUGCAUGCUCGAAUUGUCGCUCUUGCUCAGCCUAAUCAAAAAAUGAAAAACAAAGGGAGGCAAAGGCAAAGGAAGAGAUUGAGAAGGAAGAAGGUUGGAGAUGAUUCAGACAUGGGAAAAGCAAGACAAGGGAAACAGAGUGCAGCUAAGAAAAGGCGUAAAAAUGAAAAGUGAAGAAUAUAAUAAUCUUGUUCUUUGCCGUGCAGCAACAGAAUUAACAAAGAAUGUCUGGUAUCUCUUUUUGGCUGUUUGAAGUUUUUAUGCGUGAUGACAUGUGUGAAAAGAGACUGAAGUUGUUUUCCUUUUUCCCUGGGGUGGAAUUGUAACCUUGUCUGUGGUGUCUGGAGAAUGCUAAUUUGGGUUAUCUAAUUCCAGAAAUUUUGUUUUUCUAAAAAACCAAGGGCAUCAAAUGCUGUGUUUGAAA
Messenger RNA from Vitis riparia (riverbank grape), 1134 nucleotides. RefSeq lists its product as uncharacterized. NCBI's taxonomy places the organism in Eukaryota, Viridiplantae, Streptophyta, Magnoliopsida, Vitales, Vitaceae. The transcript is spliced from 7 exons. Bases 135 to 884 code for a protein of 249 amino acids. The record is from RefSeq and is a predicted model, not a curated record.